Molecule: messenger RNA, 999 nt
Organism: Phymastichus coffea
Lineage: Eukaryota; Metazoa; Arthropoda; Insecta; Hymenoptera; Eulophidae
Exons: 1
Coding region: 1-999 (332 amino acids)
Source: RefSeq, a predicted model, not a curated record
AUGGUAUUCCCAUGUGAUGACGAGGUUGAAGCAGCCAACAUUCGUGCGCAACUCGAUCAACUUCGUGCCGACAACGAGCGCCUCGUUCAGCAACUCGCCCAACAGCAGCAGCAACAACAGCAGCACCAGAAUGGAGCGCUUUCAGCAGGCUUCACAGCAAGCGGUGCGCUCACCCAGGCUAACCUCAUCCCCGCGCCAGCAGUUCAUCGGGUUGCUGUCAAGCUACCGCCAUUUUGGUCCGAUCGACCAAGCUUGUGGUUUGCGCAAGCGGAUUCCCAAUUUUUCAUCUCAAACAUCAAUAAUGAAGUAACGAAAUUUCAUUAUGUUAUUUCGCAAUUGGAGACGCGCGUUGCUGUGGAAGUCGAGGAUAUCAUAAGCAAUCCUCCUAACGAGACUCCAUAUACAUAUUUGCGCAGUAAACUCAUUGAGCGUUUGUCUGCUCCAGAAGAGCAGCGUGUGAAGCGUCUGAUCAGUGAGGAGGAACUCGGCGACCGCAAACCCUCGCAGUUCCUUCGCUAUCUUCACACGCUCAUUGGCACAACGAUUAUUCCGGAUAACCUAUUGCGUCAAUUCUGGCUCCAGCGCCUUCCAUCUUACGUCCAGGCGAUCAUCACUACCCAAAUAACUGCCCAACCUGCUUUGACCCUCGUUAAUCAAUUCGAAAUCGCUGACAAAAUUAUCGAGGUAUCACCGGCAACUUCUCUAUCCGUCAGAGCUGCAUCUUCAUCAACUUCUGUCGAGCAAGAGUCGUCGCAUAGCGCGCUGAUUUGCGCCACUGAGUCUCUGAGCAAACAAGUUGCAGAGCUUUCGACGCGCGAUUCUUGCAGAAAUGAGAAUCGCAGCAACAAUCGUGGACGACGUCAACGCAGCCACUCUAGGCAAGACUCAGGCUCUGAUUCUUUACGACUCUGCUGGUACCAUCACAAGUUCCAUGACAAGGCUAAGAAGUGCAUCAGCCCGUGCAGUUGGAAAUCGGGAAACGCCGACGGCAGUUCGUAA